Geodia barretti is the source of this 3720-nucleotide messenger RNA. Lineage: Eukaryota; Metazoa; Porifera; Demospongiae; Tetractinellida; Geodiidae. The record is from the annotation of a GenBank genome assembly.
ACCACCUCUGAGAAUAACACUGUCAACCAUAUAAUUGUCUACAACUGCACUGCUAUAGUACCCAGUCACUCCAGCUUCAAUUACACUUAUGUUACAGUAAUUGUUCCUAGCCAGAGUCUCGUGUCCACCACUGCUGGUACUAGUAGUUUCACCAGUUCUACCGUUGCUCAAUAUAUCAGUGAUGGUGGUAGCAGUGAUGAUACAUACAGUACCCUAAUGUCCACAACUUCAUCCGUUGCCAACACAAAUUGUUACAACUUUAAUAGUGCAACUGCUUCUUCUCUAACGUACCCGUCUCUGUCUAGUUUCACUACAACUGUGUCUGCUAGUCCCACUACCCAGACUGGUGAGACUACAACAGUUUCAGAUGCCUUGUUUCUAGUGCUACUGCAAUUGUGGCAAGUUUCAUGUUUUUGUAUGAUUGUCUGUCACAGAAGUGAGGCAGAAUAUAAUGGUGGUGUUAUUGCUGGAAUAGCUUCCACUGCAGCUAUAAUCACACUUAUAUCAAUUGCUGGCUGUGUUUUCUCUCUCGUGAGCAACAGAAUGAAGAUGAGAGAAAGUAAUGUGCCAAGGAGUAAGCUUCAGUCAGUAUCCUACAAGAGACCUUCAUUACUGGAGAGACUAGAGCUGAAGGAGGUUGGAAGGAGAGAGGAUAACAUUACCAGCAAUGUGAUGUCCACUGAAAAGGACUCUCUACUUGCUGAGGAUAUUCCAGUGAGGAGUGAUAUUCCAGUCAGUGAGUUUCCAGACUAUGUCAUUGAUAUGACAGUGGAAAACCAGCACGACACCUCCAAGUUAGCUAUUGAAUAUCAGCAAUUCAAUGAUGUUCCCACUCUAACUUUUGAAGUGGCCUGUCUUUAUGAUAACAUUGACUUAAACAGAUUCAGAAACAUAUAUCCAUAUGAUACGUCAAGAGUGACAUUAAAAAGUAUACCAGGAGAGUUGGGGUCCGACUAUAUAAACGCUUCUUUUAUUUCUGGAUACGGUGGGAAUAAAUACAUUGCAGCACAAGCUCCACUGAAUGAGACAAUUGAUCAUUUCUGGAGGAUGGUGUGGGAGUACGAGAUUGAAGCCAUUGUCAUGUUGACCAAAUGUGUGGAGAUGACAAGAGAGAAGAGUGCCCAGUACUGGCCUGAGUCACUGAGUGAGACCAUCACUCCUGGAGACAGACUCAGUGUCACUCUCUCUUCAUCCACACCUUAUGCCGAGUACCACGUCCGCAAACUUCUAGUCAAACAUCUGACAGAGUCUGACAAGUCAGUGACAGUGACUCAGUUCCACUACACAGCCUGGCCAGAUCACGGAGUUCCAGACAAUGUCAUGUCUGUCAUACGGUUCAUUCGUCAUGUCCGUAAACUGUUCCCUGCUGCCUCCCAAGACCAGCCACUGCUGGUACACUGCAGUGCAGGUGUGGGCCGCACCGGGACUUUCAUCACUCUGGAUAUGAUGAUGCAGCAGAUGAAGGCUGAGGCCACCCUCAGUGUCUGCCAGUGUGUCAGAAAUCUGAGAACACAACGUAUGAAGAUGGUGCAGACUCCGAUUCAGUAUGAGUUCAUUCACCAAGCUCUGAGUGAGCUGGUGGUGUGUGGAGAGACAGAGGUGACUGCCUCCAGUCUCAGUUUCACUACAACUGUGUCUGCUAUUCCCACUACCCACACCACAACAGCUUCAGUUACAGGUAAGAUGACUAACAUGUUCCCAGGUAAAGUGCAGUACAGUGUGGUGAAUGAUAAUCAUGUUAGUAACUACAGAAUGAAGAUGAGAGAAAGUAAUGUGCCAAGGAGUAAGCUUGAGUCAAUAUCCUACAUGAGAUCUUCAUUACUGGAGAGACUAGAGCUGAAGGAGGUUGGAAGGAGAGAGGAUAACAUUACCAGCAAUGUGUUGUCUACUGAAAAGGACUCUCUGCUUGCUGAAGAUAUUCCAGUGAGGAGUGAUAUUCCAGUCAGUGAGUUUCCAGACUAUGUCAUUGAUAUGACAGUGGAAAACCAGCACGACACCUCCAAGUUUGCUAUUGAAUAUCAGCAAUUCAAUGAUGUUCCCACUCUAACUUUUGAAGUGGCCUGUCUUUAUGAUAACAUUGACUUGAACAGAUUCAGAAACAUAUAUCCAUCUCCACUGGAUGAGACAAUUGAUCAUUUCUGGAGGAUGGUGUGGGAGUACGAGAUUGAGGCCAUUGUCAUGUUGACCAAAUGUGUGGAGAUGACAAGAGAGAAGAGUGCCCAGUACUGGCCUGGGUCACUGAGUGAGACCAUCACUCCUGGAGACAGACUCAGUGUCACUCUCUCUUCAUCCACACCUUAUGCCGAGUACCACGUCCGCAAACUUCUAGUCAAACAUCUGACAGAGUCUGACAAGCAAGUGACAGUGACUCAGUUCCACUACACAGCCUGGCCAGAUCACGGAGUUCCAGACAAUGUCAUGUCUGUCAUACGGUUCAUUCGUCAUGUCCGUAAACUGUUCCCUGCUGCCUCCCAAGACCAGCCACUGCUGGUACACUGCAGUGCAGGUGUGGGCCGCACCGGGACUUUCAUCACUCUGGAUAUGAUGAUGCAGCAGAUGAAGGCUGAGGCCACCCUCAGUGUCUGCCAGUGUGUCAGAAAUCUGAGAACACAACGUAUGAAGAUGGUGCAGACUCCGAUUCAGUAUGAGUUCAUUCACCAAGCUCUGAGUGAGCUGGUGGUGUGUGGAGAGACAGAGGUGACUGCCUCCGUCUCAGGUCCUUCACUGAGUCUCUCAGGGACCCAGUCACUGACUCUGGGCCCACUCUCUCACAACAACACCUGAAGGUGCUGGAAGAUCUAAGUACGCAGCAAAGGUGUGACUUCACGGGAGCCAAGGCUGAGGCAAACAUCAGCAAAAACAGAUUCUCAGAUAAACUGCCAAGUGAAGUAUACAGAGUAUCACUGACAGGCAACUCUGGCUCUGAAUACAUCAAUGCAUCCUUCAUCAAUGGCUACAAGCAGAGAGAUGCCUACAUAGCAACUCAGGGUCCACUGGAGGGAACAGUGGAGGACUUCUGGAGGAUGAUGUGGGAGUACCAGUGUGGCUGUAUCGUGAUGCUGUGUCAGCUGGAGGAAGACGGCCAGGAGAGCAGCUACCCCUACUGGCCAGGUGAGGAGGGAGAGGAGAUGGUGUGUGGGAGACUCUCUGUCAGACUAGUCAAGGUCAGAGGUCACGGCGACAUCGUGGAGAGGAGGAUGGAAGUCAAGGAGAACAAAUCAAUAUCUCCUGACAUACUCCGUGUCAAGAUGGUACAGCUAACGAGCUGGCCAUUAGAGGGGCUCCCCCACCCUACUGCCAUUAUCUCACUCAUUGAUAAGCUCAAUCAUGUUCUGAUGUCCACCUCCUCCAAACAGACUGUGGUCAUGUGCGGUGAUGGAGUAGUUCGGAGUGGGACAUUCCUGGUCAUCCACUCUCAGUUGGAACGUCUGAAGACAGAAGGUGUGGUGGAUGUCUUCCAGGCCAUCAAGUCUGCUCGCAUACACAGACCUGGAGUCAUACCCAACACUAAUCACUAUGUCUUCUGUUAUGAAGUACUGGCUGACUUUGUGGAGAGGACGGAAGCGUACCACAACUUCAAGACUCUUAUGUAGCUAAUGCACUAUUUGGUGGAUAUUAUAAUAUAUCAUGUGCAAAACCGUAGUAUUGUAUAAUUCAUAAUUAUGUAGCAGCAUAUCUGUGUUUAUACAUUUUUCGUUUUAUGUUCCUUUGCACCAGAAU